Molecule: messenger RNA, 2322 nt
Organism: Dermacentor albipictus
Lineage: Eukaryota; Metazoa; Arthropoda; Arachnida; Ixodida; Ixodidae
Product: xaa-Arg dipeptidase-like
Molecular function (GO): dipeptidase activity
Source: RefSeq, a predicted model, not a curated record
UCGUUCCGGCUGCUCUAAGCAAAAAAUGCAGAAGGGCUGCGAUAACUACGUAAAGCAACGGAGGUUCUAGCUCAGAGCAAAAGAUUUCGAUUCAACCUGUCACGUAUAUAUAUAUAGCUUACCGACGCCUACGUGCCCAUAGGUGACACUUGGUGGAGUCUCACCUUACCUCUAGAAGAGAUGGCCAGGGACCUCAAGGAGCUUGUGAACAACGUCGUCGAGGCAAACUCGCAGGAUCUCUGGGAACUGAGUCGCUUCGUCUGGGAGCAUCCGGAGCUCGCAUUCAACGAGGUCCAAUGCCACGACUGGCUCGCCGACUUUCUGGAACGGCGCGGCUUCAACGUGACGCGUCGCUACCUCCUGGACACGGCUUUCAGAGCGGAAUUCGACGCUCCUGGAGGGACGGAAGGACCCUGCGUGGCCUUGCUGUGUGAGUACGACGCGCUGCCCGAUAUCGGCCACGCCUGCGGCCACAACCUGAUCGCCGAGGCCUCCAUUGGUGCUGCGCUGGCUGUGUGCGACGCCAUGAAGAACCACGAGGACAUUCGCGGCAAACUCGUCGUGCUGGGCACGCCUGCUGAGGAAAGUGGCGGCGGUAAGGAGCUGCUGGCACGAAAGGGAGGCCUGGAGGGAGUCGACGCCGCACUCAUGGCGCACCCGUGUCCACAGGACAUCCUGAAGAUCGACUACGCUGCGACUCAGCAGCUGGCGCUGCGCUUCAAAGGCAAAGCUGCUCAUGCGGGUGCGACGCCGUGGGAGGGACUGAACGCGUUGGACGCCGCCGUCGCAGCCUACGUCAAUGUCAGCCUCCUCCGGCAGCGGCUGAAGCCCAGCAUGAGGAUUCAGGGCAUCAUCACUGAGGGCGGCAAGUACGUGAACGUGAUCCCCGAGGACACGGAGAUGCGCUUCAGCAUCCGCGCUCCGAGCAGUGAGGAGCUGGUCGAGCUUCGGCGGAAGGUGGAGCUCUGCUUCCAGGCGGCUGCUGAGGCCACGGGCUGCACCCUGGACAUCGAGAGGCAGACGUCGUACAUGAACGUCGUGCACAACACCUCCAUUGCGGAGACCUACCGGAAGCACGCCCACGCUUUCGGCGUGUCCUUCGUGGACGACGUCGUGAAGAACCUGCCGCCAUCGGGAGGUGCCACGGACUGCGGCAACGUGUCGCACCGGGUGCCCGCCAUCCACCCGUUGUUUGCCCUCCCAGGAGCCGAGGGAUCGACGAACCACACGCGAGGUUUCGCCGCCGUAGCCAACGCCGCGGACUCCCAGCCUCCCACGCUGAGGGUGGCCAAGGUCCUGGCACUGACGGCGCUCGACGUGCUAACGGACGCCGAGCUGCUGCGCGAAGCCAAGCGGGAGUUUGCCCCUCUGCAGCUUCCGUCGGAAGAGGAGCUGCAAUCCGCGCUUUCAUGAAAUGAGAGUUUUUUUGGCCGCUACGCAUGUGUUUCGGCGCAACCGCUUCAAGCUGCAUUCACGCCGACAGGUCGAUCCGGUAUACAGUUCACUUCGCCGGCGCGCGUGGCACUGCGGCUGAGCUGUGCCGCCAUGGAGGAAGGAAUAAGAUAGGAGGGAGCAUCACGUAAACGCAUCCAGCCUUGCCAAGCGAAUGCUCCGUGGAGCCCAUACAUUUGCUCAGUUGUGGCCCAGCACGUGACCUGUUGCGUCGAGAUCUCGGAGCAAGAAUCGAGAUUUACUAUGAUGUUUGGUUCCCAGUAACCAUGUCACUAGCUUUUAUUCGGUGCGCGCUGGUUCGGCUGCCCUGCCGUGGCUCUGCCUGCAGAGCGGGAACUCUAAAACCAACCGCGCACUUUGACGUGCGAUCGCGUUUUGGGCCGACAGGCUUGGCUUCAAUAGCGCUGCGGCAUGCUCCCUCCUGUUAUUUCCUUCCUCCACGGCUGCGACGAAUCUGGCCGUAGUCAGUGCUCGCCUCCAGAGUGCUGCGUCAUGCGGUCGCGCCGCGGGCCACGUCACGUUCGUCCUCGGAACGCGAUUGGCUGUUCAGUCAGUCGUUGCCGCAGUUGGAGUGGAGACCACGCGCGCUACUGCGUGCGCUCGAGGGGGCUAUUCCAACCUAUCGCCACAGUUCACUGGCUCCUCGGUGCACUUGUUCAAACACCUGGUGUAUGUUCCCAAAUUAUGAUCCUAACGUUUGACGGAAAUUUAAUGGCCGUGUCUUGUGCAUUUGAUGCUAUGAACGAGCAAGCGACGCAUCCCCUUUCCGGUUUCUCCAGCUCCCGACGAUUUGAAUACGAAGCGCAGCUAACUGUCCGAAAUUAUCGAAGGUGCGCGUCAUUUCCUUACUGACACGUGGGAAUACACGAA